Notechis scutatus (mainland tiger snake) is the source of this 984-nucleotide messenger RNA. The record is from RefSeq and is a predicted model, not a curated record. NCBI's taxonomy places the organism in Eukaryota, Metazoa, Chordata, Lepidosauria, Squamata, Elapidae.
AUGCAAACUAAACUGAUUUUUUCAAUAGGAAACUUAUAUCAAGACUGGAGAGGAAUAGUGAUAUCAGAUACCACAGUUCCAUAUACGAUGCUCAGCAAAGAAGAACAUCAAGCAAGAUUAAAGGAAAUAACGAGAAGGAAAAGAUCCAGGGAGAUGUUGCUGCUACAAAGUUACAAAAUAGAGAAACAUGGGCAGGAGAGACCACAGUCAUGGAAUAAGAAAUAUAGCAGAAAAGUUAAUAUAAUUAAUGAGAAAGUGAAAAGGAUUGGGCCACAUUUAGACAUAUAUGAAGCUUUCAAAAAAGUCCGAAAAGUUCCUACAACGGAAAAAAUUGCUUCAGCUGCUACCUAUAUUCAAAAACUUUUCAAAGGAUGGUAUGAACGUAGUAAAUUGAACAGAAUAAAACUGAAGGCUAAGAGCCAUGGACCAAAUAUAUUAGCUGUUAUAAAGGAUUAUCGUAGAAUGAUGUUUCGAAUUAAACGCUGUUGUGGCAUCUUGGAUACAAGUACACCCCUAAUAUUUGAACAACUGGAAGACUGGCUUGACAAUAAACUGCUUUAUGAAACUAUAUUUCAAAAGAAAGUGGCCUGGAAAGAAAUAGAUAGAAAUGAGAUCCCUACGUUUUUCAGAGACUGUGGCCGGUUUCCAACACAAAAGGAAAUUAAUACUGCAACAACUCUACUAUUGAAAGAUUCUGUUUCAAAAAACAUAAGCCUGACUAAGACUCAAGUAAUCGAAAUUGCAUUUAUGUUAUAUCCCCCUGUUGGUCUCAUAUUGAAAACAGCUGCUGCUCCUCGGUCAACCUGGGUGAAACCAAUUGUUGAUGGAGAAGAUUCUUACAUGUAUCUAGCAAGAGGCCACCCAGUGCUAAAAUCAGCUGAUAUUCGAAUUGCUGGUGCUCUAGUUGCUGCAUCAAUACGAGACAGAAAGAAGAAGGAGCAAAUAGAAGAAGAGGGAACAAAUGUUUUAGAAGACAGUGACUAA